Messenger RNA from Aspergillus ruber CBS 135680, 1100 nucleotides. RefSeq lists its product as uncharacterized. Lineage: Eukaryota; Fungi; Ascomycota; Eurotiomycetes; Eurotiales; Aspergillaceae. The record is from RefSeq and is a predicted model, not a curated record. The transcript has a single exon. Bases 55 to 774 code for a protein of 239 amino acids.
AACCACACCCAAUUCAACCCAAGUAUUCCGUACCCUGCACUCCCAUACUACAAAAUGGCCGUCGACCCUGCCUACCAGGGCCUUUUUGAGACCUUAAAAUCCCGCUUCCAAUCCGCUACCUCUAUUGACGCCUCGAAAUGGCCAAUCCUAGCUAUGGCAACCCUCGUCGCGGGGCCUGAACCCGACUAUGCCCAUAACCUCUAUCUCUACCUCCUUAACCAACCCGAAUUUAAACAAACGGGCUCGGACGCACGCAAGACUCUGAUCCGCCGUCUACGCGAAGCCCUCGUCAAAGCCAUCCCGCUCGUCGGAGUGUGCAAGCCCAUCGAGGCGAUUCUGGCUAUUAAUGGCGUUGAGCGCGAAGAGGAUAAGGAUUACACUUUCACCCGUGAAAACUGGAAAUGCGACACUGCCAACCAUGAACGUGCAGUUGGAUGGUUCCAGAAAUUGUACGCGGGGAAUUCAUCAGGCACGUUGGAUCUGUUCCGCUCGCACCGCGACUUUGCCUGGUUAUCCAUGGAGAUCACGUACGGACUGUUCCUGUCGGAUCGGCAGGUGUUGGACGAUGUUGAUACGCAGCUGGUUGUGUUGCCGGCGAUCAUGAGCCAGAAUUUGAAGACGGAGACGCAUUGGCAUAUUCGCGGCACGAGGCGGUUGGGUGUGCCCAAGGAGGACGUGAAGGUGAUUUGGGAUUGUGUGCAGCUUGUCGCGGACUUCUUUGGGACUAAGCUGAACCGGGUGCCUACAGUUGAUGCGGUUGAGCCGGAUGUCUAGUUUACGCUUUACGUAUAGAUUUAAGGUAGAGUAUAUAGAGAGAUAUAAGACUGAAUGCAUGCAAUUAAUCAUCUAUUCGUGCUCGCAUAACCCAAUACCCUGUAUAAACCAAAACAAGAAACAAAAUGCAAAUCCCUUACUCCAUCUCAAUGGUACCCGGGGGCUUGCUGGUAAUGUCAUACACCACCCGGCAAACACCGUUGACUUCGUUUACAACCCGACGGGACACCCGCUUCAGGAACUCGCCGUCAAACGGAUACCAGUCCGCAGUCAUAAAGUCUCUGGUUUCCACCGCACGCAGCGCAAUCACCUGCUCGUGCAUGCGC